Messenger RNA from Medicago truncatula (barrel medic), 2283 nucleotides. Its product is annotated as probably inactive leucine-rich repeat receptor-like protein kinase At5g48380. The coding region runs from base 202 to 2106 and encodes 634 amino acids. The transcript has 3 exons. The record is from RefSeq and is a predicted model, not a curated record. Gene Ontology annotation, molecular function: protein binding; protein kinase activity; ATP binding. Lineage: Eukaryota; Viridiplantae; Streptophyta; Magnoliopsida; Fabales; Fabaceae. Gene Ontology annotation, biological process: protein phosphorylation.
ACUUAGGGUCCACCAAGGGGCACCAAUUCCACGAAACUACUGGCGUCAAUGGUGUUGCAAAACAACAUGAAAAUCACGUUAGAAAAUAAUUGAAUAUAAGAAAGAAGAAUCUGCAUAUCUAAGAAAUAUGUUCACUGUAUUUCGUGUGAGUAAACUCUUGAAUUAUGCAAUAUAGAACUUGAAUCAACAGGAGCUUUCAGCAUGCAUUCUGGCAACGUGAUCUUUCUAGUAACGACUUCUACGUCUCAGUUUUUGUAUCUGCAGGGAAUGGCUUUUCAAAUAAAAAAGGAUAUUCUAUUACAAAUACUCUUGUGCCUCACUAUGUUAAUGACUAGUCAGAGUACUGAGACUGAUAUCUUCUGUUUAAAAUCCAUUAAGAAUUCCUUGGAAGAUCCAAAUGGUUACUUACAAAACUGGGACUUCAACAACAGAACAGAAGGUUUCAUAUGUAAAUUUACUGGUGUUGAAUGCUGGCAUCCAGAUGAAAAUAGAGUACUAAAUCUCAAACUAUCUAACAUGGGGUUGAAGGGUCAGUUUCCACGAGGACUUGAAAAUUGCUCUUCGUUGACGGGCUUAGACCUUUCGGUCAAUGACCUCUCAGGAUCCAUCCCAUCUGAUAUUUCAACAAUGCUCACAUUUGUUACCAGCUUUGAUCUCUCUAGUAACGAAUUCACCGGUGAAAUUCCGACAGCAUUAGCAAACUGCACUUACCUGAAUACUCUUAAACUUAGCCAAAAUAUGUUAAGCGGUGAAAUUCCAAAACGACUUGGCACGCUUAACAGGCUUAAAGUGAUUGAUUUAUCUAACAAUCAAUUCCAUGGACAAGUGCCAGUGUUUAAAGGAGGAGUAGAUGUUAACUAUGCUAACAAUAGAAGACUUUGUGGAGCGCCUUUGAAACAUUGCUCAUUGACACAUGAUAACGGCGAUUUCCAUCUAUCAUUCAAAAGUGGUCUUAUUGUUGGUUACGUUUUUUCACUAAUUUCUUCUGUUACAUUCACUUGUAUGUUCUACUCCAAAUGUGCACAUUGGGUGCAUCAAUCGAAAAAGAAUCACCUAAACAAAGCCAUAGAAUUGGGCAAGCAUAUUAUCUCCAUCACCAGCAGCAGGACACAGAUGGUAGCUGAUCAGAUGCACCAAUUGUUACAUUCGUGGAUUGUACACAAAGAAACCAAAGAGAUCUCUAUACUAAUGGAGAGACUAAAUUCAACAAUAUGGUUGGAAGAACUGCGUGACGCAACCGAUUGUUUUGCUGUGGACAAUGCCAUUGGGGUAGGAAAGAUGGGAAUGAUGUACCAAGGAUUUCUGCCUAAUGGUCAAUUACUAGCUGUUAAGAGACUAUUCGACUCUCAUUUGUUUAAAAGGCAGAUCCUUUUAGAAACAACGAUUAUGAGUAGGUACAGACACAAAAAUAUAGUUCCCAUGCUUGGGUUCUCCAUUGAAGGAAAGGAACAGGUUUUGGCAUAUGCAUACAUGUCAAAUGGGAGGCUUUCCAAAUGGUUGCAUCCUUUGGAAAGUGAAGUCAUAAGAUUGAAAUGGCAUGACAGGGUCAACAUUGCAUUUGGAAUAGCAAGAGGGUUAUCAUGGCUGCAUCAUACAUGCGAUUUGGGCAUAGUGCAUUUUAGCAUAUGUUCAGAAUGCAUAUUGCUAGAUGAGAACUUUGAACCAAAAAUAUCCAAUUUUGGAGAGGCCAAAUUUAUGAAUCCCAACAUUGAAGAUCAUCUUGGCAUGAUGUUUAAGGUGAACGACGGGAAGAAGGAUGUCUACGACUUUGGAAGUGUGCUUUUUGAAUUGAUGACAGGGAAAACAUAUAAUGAAUUGUCGCGUUCAUCUGACACUACUAAUCUAUGUGGUAACCCUUUGAGUUUUUAUAAUGUUAUUGAUAAAUCUUUGACCGGGGAAGGACUUGAAAAUGAAGUUUGUACUCUCAUUAAGAUUGCCUGUGAGUGUGUUCACCCUUUUCCAGACCAAAGGCCAACAAUGCUUGAAGUUUACAACAAUAUGAGGAACGUUAGGAAGGGACCAAAUGGUUCUGGUGAUGAUUCUGACACAUUAAGGGGAUUAGAAUAUGCUUCUUCUAUUCCUAUGGACGAAAUUGUCGAGUUUUAAAUAAUUAGAUCGGGUUUAUGUCUGAAAAAAGUAAUGUUAGUCUCAGUAACAUUGUGAUAAAAAGUUGUAAUGCUCUCCUGAUAAUAAAAAAUAAGCCUGUUAUUGGUCAAAUAUAUGUAUAAUAUGUCUCCCCCACAUAUAUUAAAAAAUUGAACAUGAACUCCAUUUUCCUCUCCA